Molecule: messenger RNA, 2922 nt
Organism: Myiozetetes cayanensis
Lineage: Eukaryota; Metazoa; Chordata; Aves; Passeriformes; Tyrannidae
Gene: TPST2
Product: tyrosylprotein sulfotransferase 2
Exons: 7
Coding region: 847-1962 (371 amino acids)
Biological process (GO): peptidyl-tyrosine sulfation
Cellular component (GO): Golgi apparatus
Molecular function (GO): protein-tyrosine sulfotransferase activity
Source: RefSeq, a predicted model, not a curated record
CUGCUGGCACGGGAGGUGUUUGCAGUGCUGAGGCCAGGGUGGCUGUGGGGUGCAGAUCCGUUGGCAAAAGGGUUGCAGGUGGGUGCCCGAGCGGCUGCGUUGGCACCUUGCAGCCCACCCAAAACACUGACAUUGUCCUUGGCUGCGUCCUUGGCAGGGAUGUGACAUCCACGCUGUGUCCAUAGCAAGCUCAAGUUCCUCGGGACUCAUGGCUGGAGUUACCAUCCCAACACUGUUGACAGUGUGUCCCAGGGUGGGCAGCAUGAGCUGGGCCAAUGUCCUCCACGGGCAGGGGGUGGUUUGCAUCACACAGACCUUUGCUCUGUCCUUUGCUGUGUUUGUUUGCACUCUCAGGCUGUGUCCAAAAAACAUCUCACAACUAGAAACCCCUUAACUUUCCUCCCUUUGCCAGUCAGAGCCACCCUGCCAGCUGCAUGAGCGCACUGUGGGGUGGCGAGUCCCUGCUCGGCACAGCGGUGCUGCUCCCUCCUGCUUGGGCACUGAGCACGGGUGAGCGCAGAUCUCAGAAUGAUUGGUGCUAACAGGUUUCCAAAUUUGCCGUUGCUUUUCUGGGAGCGGUGCAGCGUGCUCGUGGGGAGCUGUCAAGUGCCAACGCAGGUUCCUGCGAGCGGGGUUUGCCAUCCUGUGCCUGGUGGCAGCUGGUGCUGCGUGAGGCGCGGCAGGAGCAGCCGUGCUGUGGUUCCCACAGGGAGCUGAGGGUUUUCUGGAGGUUCUAGCAUGAAGCUCGGCUAGCAGCAAAAUGACCUUAUGGGGGCAAGAUGCCCGUGGGGUUGGACACUCGCUAGCUGAGAGCUGAAGUCCCCAGCCUGUGCCCAGGAGAGCAGGAUGCGGGUCACCAUGCGGAGGGUGCUGCUGGUGCUGGGCUCGGUGGCCGCCCUGAUGGUGACUCUGCACCUCGCCCAUCAGGUUCUGGAGUGCCAGCAGGUCCUGAGCGAGAGGAGGCACAGGCUGAUGAGACCCGAGAACGAGGAGCUGGUCAUGAUGGACGCCAACCACGUCGAGUACCGUUACAGCAAGGACAUGCCCCUGAUCUUCAUCGGGGGGGUCCCACGCAGCGGCACCACGCUCAUGAGGGCCAUGCUGGACGCCCACCCCGAGGUGCGCUGCGGGGAGGAGACCCGCAUCAUCCCCCGUGUGCUGGCCAUGCGCCAGGCCUGGUCCAAGUCCGGGAGGGAGAAGAUGCGCCUGGACGAGGCGGGGGUGACGGACCAAGUCCUGGAUGCCGCCAUGCAGGCCUUCAUCCUGGAAGUGAUUGCCAAGCACGGCGAGCCCGCCAGGUACUUGUGCAACAAGGACCCCUUCACGCUCAAGUCCUCUGUGUACCUGUCCAGGCUGUUCCCCAAUUCCAAAUUCCUCCUGAUGGUGCGGGACGGCCGUGCCUCAGUGCACUCCAUGAUCACGCGGAAAGUGACCAUCGCGGGCUUCGACCUGAACAGCUACCGGGACUGCCUGACCAAGUGGAACAAAGCCAUCGAGGUGAUGUACUCCCAGUGCCUGGAGGUCGGCCGGGCCCGCUGCCUGCCCGUCUACUACGAGCAGCUGGUGCUGCACCCCGAGCAAUCCAUGCACAACAUCAUGAAGUUCCUGGACAUCUCCUGGAGCGACACGGUGCUGCACCAUGAGGAGCUCAUCGGGAAGCCCGGCGGGGUGUCACUUUCCAAGAUAGAAAGAUCCACAGACCAGGUGAUCAAGCCGGUGAACAUGGAGGCGUUAUCUAAAUGGAUUGGGCACAUCCCGGGGGAUGUGCUGCAGGACAUGGCCCACAUCGCCCCGAUGCUCGCCAGGCUGGGCUACGACCCCUACGCCAACCCCCCCAACUACGGCCAUCCCGACCCCCUGGUUGUCAACAACACGCACAGGGUUUUAAAGGGGGAUUAUAAAACACCGGCCAAUCUGAAAGGUCACCUGCAGGUCACUCAGAACACGUCAUCCUCUCACUAAGAAAAUUAAUGAUUUCCAGGGACUUUAAACCAUCCGUUGGUCACCGCUGUGCUGAUGUGUGGGAUCCUGCUCCUGAGGGGAUCCUGUUCCCGAGGAGAUCCUGCCCCCAAGGGGAUCCUGCCCUCUGUUCUCCCUGUGUUUCUCUCUUCCAGAACGUUGCAAAUGGCCUUUUGUUGCCCAAGAAGGAAGAGUUUGCACUGGCCCGUGGAAAUCGGUUCUCCAAGCAUAUUGCUUGCUCCUACUGUUGCCAAAUGACUGCGCUCCAGGAAUGUAUUUGCAUUUAUUUGCAAAGGCCAAACAUGCUCCACGGCGGGAACGUCCUCGGCCUCUCCCAGCGCUCCGUGGGGAAAGCAGCUGUGGGAAUCCAGGCUUGGGGACGGCGGGAGGACGUUCCAUGUGUGCCGUGGCCAGAGGACUCGUCACAUCUCGUGUCAGUGUCUUGUGAUGCCGUUCCCUGUUCCUGGGAACAGCGCUCCCAGCACUGCUGUUCUGUAUUCCUGGGGUCAGGAACAGCCACCCUGGUCCUGCUGUUCUGUAUUCCUUGGAUUGGGAACAGCCACCCUGGGCCUGCUGUUCCCUAUUCCCAAGGUGAGGAACAGCCCUCCUGGCCCUGCUGUUCUGUAUUCCUGGGCUUGGGAACGGCUAUCUUGGCCUCGCUGUUCCCUAAUUCCAGGGUUGUGAACAGUCAUCCUGGGCCUGCUGUUCCUUAUUCCCACGGUUGGGAUCAGCCAUCCUGGUCCUGCCAUUCCCUGUUCCCAGGGUCAGGAACAGCCGCCCUGUCCCUGCUGUUCCCAAUUCCCGGGGUCAGGAAUAGCCCCCUGGCCCCGCAGAGCCUUUGUGGUGCGCGUGCCCCCCUCCUCACACCCCUUCCCUGACCCUGCAGAGGCUAUUGCAGAGUUAAUAUAUGGCCCCCGUCCCCCCCGGUGUCGGACACCAUUAAAGUGUUGGUUUGAUAUUUAA